AGCGGGGCGCGAUGAGCGCGGGCAGCGGAGCCGCCGCCGCGGCCGGGACCGCCACCUCCGCCCUCUGCCUCCUCCUCUCCCUCACCGCCGUGGCCGUCUCCCUGCUGCUGGGCGCCAAGACGGCGGAGCUGCAGGGCCGGUUGGCCGCGCUGGAGGAGCGGGGCGCCGCCGGACACGGGCCGCUGCUGGACGCGCUGCAGCCACGCGUGGAGCGGAUCUUCCGCGAGAAGCUGGGUGAAGGACUGGCGAAGCUGCGGACGGCGAGAGAGGCUCCGUCAGACUGCAUGUGCCCCCCAGGCCCUCCAGGGAGACGAGGGAAGCCUGGCCGGCGUGGAGAACCCGGACCUGCUGGGCAGUCAGGACGUGAUGGUUACCCGGGGCCUCUUGGCUUGGAUGGCAAACCAGGACCUCCAGGACCAAAGGGGGAAAAGGGUGAAGCAGGGGACAUCGGCCCGAGGAUGGUUUUUCCCCGGCUCAAUCAUGGAUUUCUGGCUAACGAUCAGCUUGCUUUUAGCCGGCGAGUGCUCAAGGGCGAUCAAGGUCGAGAUGGAGCCACUGGCCCCCCUGGUCCACCAGGACCCCCAGGUGCCCGGGGGCCUCCUGGUGACACAGGAAAAGAUGGCCCAAGAGGACCUCCAGGCCCCCCUGGUUUCAAAGGCGAGCCGGGAGAGGACGGCCUCGUGGGUGCCAGGGGACCUCCAGGACUGAAGGGGGAGCCUGGCAUCCAAGGGAAAAAGGGUGAUGAUGGGAUCCCCGGAGAACCAGGACUUAUGGGCCCAAAGGGAGAAAAAGGAAGCGUGGGUCCCAAGGGAGAGAACGGCACAGAGGGCUUGCCAGGACCCAAGGGUGAAGCUGGUGAGAAGGGAGGAAUCGGCUCCAUCGGACCCCGGGGUCCCCCCGGCCUGAAAGGGGAACAGGGUGACACCGUAGUGAUCGACUACGACGGCCGAAUCCUGGAUGCCCUCAAGGGUUCGCCGGGUCCCCCAGGGCCACCGGGCCCCCAGGGCGCUCCAGGUCCCAAGGGAGAGCUGGGUUUGCCGGGUCCACCUGGGCUGGAUGGUGAAAAGGGUCCCAAAGGAGCGAAGGGGGACCAGGGCAGCGUGGGGAUCACGGGACAGAAGGGAGAGACGGGAGAAAUGGGCUUAUCGGGCCCCCCGGGACCAGAAGGGCCAAAAGGAGACAAAGGAGAAAAAGGAGACACUGGGUCACCGUGUUUGCAGAAUAAUCACAUCAUUCCUGAGCCCGGACCCCCCGGAUUACCCGGCCCUAUGGGUCCUCCAGGAAUCCAGGGGCCUAAAGGCUUGGACGGUGCAAAGGGAGAAAAAGGUGACAGUGGUGAGAAGGGGGACCACGGCGACCCUGGACCUGCUGGUCUCCCUGGUGCUCCUGGGCUCAUCGGUUUACCCGGCACCAAAGGAGAGAAGGGAAAGCCGGGGGAGCCAGGAUUGGAUGGUUUCCCAGGUCUCAGAGGAGAGAAAGGAGAGAGAAGCGAAAGGGGCGAGAAGGGCGAGCGAGGAAUACCAGGGAGAAAAGGAGCCAAAGGGCAGAAGGGGGAACCGGGCCCUCCUGGACUGGAUCAGCCUUGUCCCGUGGGAGAUGGGAGCGUGGCAGGCAGCAAAGGGGACCCAGGUGUACCAGCCCUGGUGGGGCUGAGCAUGCCCUGCCCGUUGGGACCAGACGGACUGCCAGUAGCAGGAUGUUGGCAUAAGUGAUGUCUAAGCAUGAAGCACAAUGUGUAAAUAAUGUGAUAUAUUUGGAUCUUUUUAAUUUUUGUAUAAAAAAAGGAAAAAAAAAAACUUUCAACAGUAAUAUAUUGACCUUUUUUUAUACUGGAUUCUGUCAUUUAUGGACUUUGAAAAUAUUGUAAAGCUCCCAAACCCGUAAGAUACGCAUGGUAACAUCAGGAUUUGAUAAAGGUACCAC
Messenger RNA from Calidris pugnax (ruff), 1923 nucleotides. RefSeq names its product collagen, type XXIII, alpha 1 (gene COL23A1). Lineage: Eukaryota; Metazoa; Chordata; Aves; Charadriiformes; Scolopacidae. Bases 12 to 1712 code for a protein of 566 amino acids. The record is from RefSeq and is a predicted model, not a curated record. The transcript is spliced from 31 exons.